Fusarium verticillioides 7600 is the source of this 2298-nucleotide messenger RNA. Its product is annotated as homocitrate synthase, mitochondrial. Gene Ontology annotation, molecular function: homocitrate synthase activity. Gene Ontology annotation, cellular component: mitochondrion. Bases 1193 to 2140 code for a protein of 315 amino acids. The transcript is spliced from 19 exons. The record is from RefSeq and is a predicted model, not a curated record. Lineage: Eukaryota; Fungi; Ascomycota; Sordariomycetes; Hypocreales; Nectriaceae.
ACAGGGGUUCAGCCUACGUCACUUCAGACCCUGAGUUACUGUACCAAGGCCCGUUCGCAGUCUCACGGCACGCAUUGCCGGAUGCUGAUUCUAAUUCCGGUAUAUGACUCUGGGUAUUUCAUCAUGGCUGUUUCAAAGACGGAAAGCUUCUUGGCUGAUUGUCGCGAUGCUUUCCUGGUGAGGGGUAAGUGAACCUUGGUCGAUGUGAGAGCCAAGCUAGUGACACCGCCGUGCAAUGGGAGCUGAAAAGAUAACAGGAGGGCUAAUGAGGAUCGAGCAAAGCGUCGGGGGUCAAAGGGUCCAGAGCCUCUCUCAGUUAGCUUGCAGAUUGAGGGAGCCAAGGGGGGAAGAAAGCUCAGGAUCUUUGUCCCAAGGUACCUUAAUGAUGAAAUUACUUAGGUACCUAGUCUACAGCGAAACAGAGGGAGCCCGCGCCCUGGCCUGGUUAGUCAGCAUCGCCGCUCCCGUCUUGCUCCCACUGAAGCGAAGUCGGAGGGAGCGUUAAAGCUUCUGUGUGUCAUUGCACGCAAAUGGGUUCCUCUGAUUGGUUCAAUUGGCGAUUCCGGGGUCCCCACCCUAACUUGAUGCCCCGCGCACCGAAUUAGGACCAUGACUUUGGUAAACAUUUCUAGUGGUCGCCAAUCUCGGACCUCACCUCUUCACCCUGAGCAUUCUACGACGAUUAUUCUGUUCGCGACAUUGCUUUUCUGCCCGACUACGAUACCGAAAGGAAAUACAAACCAACCUCUCUCCAAAGACCCAGCCUGCCACGAUGUGCGGCACUGACAACGAUUCAGCCGAGGCUCCCGCCCCGCACCCGGCCUCGAGGGCCAACUUACCGUCGUCCUCGCCUUACAGCCAGGUCCAGGACUACCUGAGCAACACACAGCGAUACCAGAUCAUCGAGUCAACUCUGCGCGAGGGAGAGCAAUUCGCCAAUGCCUUCUUCACUCGUGAGCACAAGGUCAAGAUCGCAACCAUGCUCUCGUAAGACAACCCCCCGCGCCCGCCAAGCUGUUCUGUUCACGACGCCGGACCUUCUCGUGAAAAUAUUUUAACGGACGGCAGUGAGUUUGGAUGCCAGUAUAUUGAGCUUACGAGCCCUGUGAGCUCCCAAGCCUCAUACGACGACUGCAAGUACAUUUGCUCGCUUGGACUCAAGGCCAAGAUCUUGACACACGUUCGAUGCAACAUGGAAGAUGCCAAGCGCGCAGUGGAAUGCGGAGUUGACGGUGUAGAUCUCGUCAUCGGCACUUCAUCCUUCCUUCGCGAGUACAGCCAUGGAAAGUCCAUGGCUAUGAUCAAGCAGACGGCCCUCGAAGUCAUUGAAUACGUCAAGUCCAAGGGAGUUGAGGUGCGAUUUAGUUCCGAGGACAGUUUCCGAUCCGACCUCGUCGAUAUCCUCGCCCUUUACCAGGCCGUGGACAAGGCAGGCGUGAACCGCGUUGGUAUCGCCGACACUGUCGGAGGAGCUACUCCCCGAAUGGUCUACGACCUCGUCCGCACGCUCCGAGGUGUGGUGGGCUGCGACAUUGAAUGCCACUUCCAUGACGAUACUGGCUGCUCAGUCGCGAACGCUGUCACUGCCCUCGAAGGAGGAGCCACACACGUGGACACGUCUGUGCUAGGAAUUGGAGAGCGAAACGGCAUCACCCCUCUUGGUGCUUUGAUGGCUCGCAUGGUCGUAAGCGCGCCAGAGUAUACCAAGGCGACAUUUGAUCUUCCACGCUUGAAGGAUAUCGAGGAGUAUGUUGCGAGUGUUGUCGAGAUCAACAUUCCAUUCAACAACCCCGUCACUGGCUUCUGUGCCUUUACGCACAAGGCUGGUAUCCACGCCAAGGCUAUUCUGGCGAAUCCCUCUACUUACGAGAUCAUCGACCCUGCGCUGUUCGGAUUGACUCGCUACGUUAACAUUACCUCGAGAAUCACCGGAUGGAACGCGGUCAAGGGCAGAAUUACCCAACUCGGCCUGGACGGACCCGGUGGCUUCGAGACCGACGACCAAAUCAAGGAAGUCACUGCCAAGAUCAAGCAACUGGCCGACAUCCGACCACUUGCUAUCGACGAUGCGGAUUCUAUUAUCCACGCAUACCAUCUUCAGCUCACGGGCAAUGGUAAGCAGCAGGAGACCGCUGCUUGAGUUGGAUGAAGAAAGCAAACGGGAAUUUGGAAACACAAGAUGUAGAAGAAAACAUGUAGGAACUGGUAGGGGUGGCGUUACCAACAAAAGCAAAAGCAAUAGUCGUUAUUUUCACCGUACUAUCCUAUCGUACUCUGACAUUGAGACCGUGACACAAG